AUGGCCAUCGGACGAAUGUACAACACCGCCGGCCUGGCAUCGGCGGCGUCUCUAUUUGCGGCUGCCGCUCUAAUUGGCGCUGUUCAGGCACACAACCAACAUAAGGUGAUCCCCGAAGGCGAGACUGUCACCAAGGAACCUCUGGAUUCCAUCACAUGGCUUCACAUCUUUAUCCAAAUGUUUGCUUAUGGCGUCAUCUUCCCCAUCGGCAUGGUCCUUGGUAUCACCAAAUCACGGUGGCACGUCCCGACCCAGGCUGUUGGUUCCGCCCUCGCUCUUGUCGGCUUCUUCCUCGGACACGCUCACGGCGGCCGCCAAUACGUUGGCGGCAACGUCCACUCCGUCUUUGCCAACAUUCUCCAGCUGCUCCUCGUCGCCCAGGUCGUCCUCGGCCUCUAUCUCAAGGGCCACUGGGAGCGCGGCAUCAAUGGCCGCAUCCGCCUCCUCAUCCGCCCCUUCCACUCCGUCAUUGGCAAGGCCAUGCCUUUGCUCGCUUGGGUCCAGAUGGUUUUCGGCGGCAUUACAACUCUGGGCUUCUGCCAGGGCGACCACCUUGGACAGUGCGCCGCCCACUUCAUCAUGGGAGGCGCUUUCAUCGCCUACGGCAUCGUCCUCACUAUUAUCCUCCUCGCUGGACAAUUGUGGAUGCGCCGUACCGGUCGCUCACAAGAAUUCUUCGACAGCUCCGUGAUUGCCGCUUGGGGCUGCGUCAACACCUUUACUGAGCAUCGCUGGGGCAGCGCCUGGGUCCGGAACGACUGGCAGCACACCACGAUGGGUAUCGUAUGGUGGUGCGCUGGACUGGCGGGCAUCUGGCUGAGCCGCGACCGCGACGGAAAUCCCAAGCGCAACUUUAUUCCCGCCUUUGUCAUUCUCAUCACUGGCUGGGCCAUGUCUGCACACCCCCAAGAGCUCAUGGUCAGCGCCAUGACGCACGCCAUGUUUGGCAAGACACUCAUGGCUGUCGGUGUCACACGCAUCAUCGAAAUCGCAUUCAUCCUCAAAGACAAGCAGUCGCUUGACGAAAGCGGUCGCACCUGGAAUAGCUUCCAGUACAUUCCUGUUUUUCUCAUGUAUGCCUCCGGCUUUCUCUUCAUGGGUGCCACUGAGGAGCAAAUGAUUUUGGUUGAUGCUGCCGGCCUCGACGGCGUCUCAUAUACGCUUAUUCUCUACUCCCUUGCUUUUAUGGUUUUCCUGUUUUCAAACAUGCUCAUCCAUCUCUACGAUCGCCUCUCGACCAAAGAGGAAGGUGGUAAAUAUAGCAACGGGCACAUCCGACUCAAUGGAAACUCAAACGAGGAAGGCCGUUUGCGCGACGCCGAAGAAUUCGAGCUUGAGGGCCUCAGCGACGAAGAAGAGCAUGACGAGAGCCAGCGCAUGCUUAACCGAACCGCCAGAGCGAGCACCGACACACCAAGCACGCUGGGGCGUAACAACCUGGCCUCGGCUCAUUAA
Molecule: messenger RNA, 1455 nt
Organism: Cordyceps militaris CM01
Lineage: Eukaryota; Fungi; Ascomycota; Sordariomycetes; Hypocreales; Cordycipitaceae
Product: integral membrane protein (Ytp1), putative
Exons: 3
Coding region: 1-1455 (484 amino acids)
Source: RefSeq, a predicted model, not a curated record